Fusarium musae is the source of this 954-nucleotide messenger RNA. RefSeq lists its product as uncharacterized. Lineage: Eukaryota; Fungi; Ascomycota; Sordariomycetes; Hypocreales; Nectriaceae. Gene Ontology annotation, molecular function: DNA helicase activity. The record is from RefSeq and is a predicted model, not a curated record. Gene Ontology annotation, biological process: DNA repair; telomere maintenance. Bases 1 to 954 code for a protein of 317 amino acids. The transcript is spliced from 2 exons.
AUGGGGAAGGAGAAGCCGGCGAAGACCCUGCAGCAAAGGCCACAGCAGAUGCAAUCUCAGAAGACGCCGCAGCCACCGCAGAUCCUACAGCCAAAGACACGGCAGAUCCCACGGCGGUUUCCGCAGCAGCCACAGCCUAUGCCCGUGCUUCCGUCUUAUCUUUCGACCAGUGGUCCCGUCGAUGAUGAGGACGACUUCCUGGCCGUUGACUCGGAGUCUGAGGUUGACCUGGAGUCUGAGCCAGCUCUAUGCAAAGAGCAGCAGGACCUUCUCGAUCUCAUCAUACCAGAAGGAAUGUCUUCUUUACUGGCUCAGCAGGAUGCGGCAAGUUGGAUCACUGACGCUAUGAAGCUCCCCGUGAGUAAGCUCAAAAGUGAUGCAAAGUUUCGGCCAAUUAUCAAGAAGGGCCUCGAGGAGACGGGUGUUCUUAUCAUCGAUGAGAUCGGUAUGGUUGAAAACCAUCAUUUCCAGCCCAUGAACGAAUGCCUCAAGAGUGCUCGAUGCUGGUCAUUCCAGCACAACGACUACAACCCCAACGCUCUAGCAUUCGGCGGCAUCCAACUUCUUGUCAUUGGCGAUUUCUGUCAGUUACCUCCAGUCAAGCCUUUUGAAAAUUGCAUGUAUUGCGACUCACGUACAAUUGCAAAUGCUAAACGGAACCCGACUGAGUGGAACUGUGACUCGCAUAGACCCUGUGGUCCAUUCUAUGUCGAGGAUCAGUGGGCAUUCAAGAACGAUGCCUGGGAAGAAGCUAACUUCACUCAAGUUCAUUUGAAAGAGAUUCAUCGUCAGUCCGAUCAGUCUUUUGUGAAAAUGCUUCAGAAGUGUCGACUUGGCUUACCAUUUUCUAAAGCAGAAGAGAAGAUGCUGCUCAGGCAAAAUCCCGACGAUCCGAAGUUUCAAAACGUGACCAAGCUUUUUUGCCUCCAAGAAAUCCGUACAGCAAGAGAAUAG